Anopheles cruzii is the source of this 2123-nucleotide messenger RNA. RefSeq names its product hexamerin-1.1-like. The coding region runs from base 1 to 2082 and encodes 693 amino acids. The record is from RefSeq and is a predicted model, not a curated record. The transcript is spliced from 3 exons. Lineage: Eukaryota; Metazoa; Arthropoda; Insecta; Diptera; Culicidae.
AUGAAACUCCUCAUUCUAGCAGUGGCAGUGUCCCUGGCGGCCCUCGCCAGCGGAUCGUACGUUCCGAGCACGCAAACCGAAGCAAAGUAUGCCGACAAGGAAAUGCUGUUCAAGAUGAAGUUCUUCUUCGAGGUGCUUCGCAACAUCCACAUGCCGCUGAAGUAUGACGAGUACAUGCCAUACACCAAGACCUGGAUUACGGACGAGUCCAAGUACACGGACUUUAGCCAAGUGAGCGAGUUCUUCGACUGGUACAAGACGGGGCAGUUCUUGGAGAAGGGUGAAGUGUUCACCAUCUACAACGAGCUGUACCUGCGCCAGACGUACGCCCUCUUCAGCUUCCUGUACAACAGUGCCGACUGGGACACGUACUACAAAAACGUAAUCUGGGCUCGCGAGAACAUCAACGAGGGCAUGUUCAUCUAUGUCAUUCACCUGACCGUGAUGCACUACCCGGCUCUGCAGGGCAUUGUGCUGCCUGCCAUCUACGAGAUCUAUCCGUACUACUUCUUCAACACCGACGUGAUUCGCACCAUCAGCUACAAGAAGCUGGUGGAGCCGAAGUUCGGUUUCUAUGCCAACGGCAAGUACAACGUCGUGCACGCCAACUACACCGCUUCGUACCCGGUCGACUACUACAACAACUUCCACAGCGAGGAAAUGAUGAGCUACUUCACCGAAGAUAUUGGCCUGAAUGCGUACUACUACUACUUCAUGAUGGACUAUCCGUUCUUCCUGGGCGGUGACAAGUUCGGGCUGAUGAAGGAUCGGCGCGGCGAGCUGUACUGGUACACGCACAAGAUGCUGCUGGCCCGCUACAACCUGGAGCGCAUGUCGAACUAUAUGGGCACGGUGAAGCCGCUGGUGUGGCGCUUCCCGCUCAAGACCGGGUACUUCUCGAUGCUCAGCUACUGGAACGGUGUGCCGUUCAAGAGCCGCGACUACAACUACGUGAUCAGCGACGAGAUGUACUACAAAGUGGACUGGGUGCAUGGCUGGGAGAUGAAGAUUCGGCAGAUAAUCGAGCAGGGCUAUUUCAUUAUGGCCGACGGAACGCGCAUCGACCUGCGCCUGCCGGAAUCGAUCAACUUCUUCGGCGACCUGCUCAACUCGAACAUCGAUGGCAUGGAGGGCACGUUCGCCGGCUACAUCGAGGUCUUCUCCCGGCUGCUGCUGUCCGGCAACAACUUCAACGCCUACAAGGUGUGGCCGUCCGCGCUGAUGCAGUACGAGACGAGCCUGCGCGACCCGCUGUUCUACCAGCUGUACGAGCGCUUCAUGGACCUGUACUACUACUACAAGCGCUUCCUGCCCAGCUACACAUUCGACGAGCUGAACUUCAAGGGGGUCGUGGUGAAGGAUGUCGUCUUCGACAAGCUCAUCACCUACUUCGACUUCUUCGACUCGGACGUCUCGAACGUGCUGCCGAUGCCGUCCACCGACAAGUACUUCGACUACAGCGUGUACGCCCGCCAGUACCGCCUCAACCACAAGCCCUUCACCUACACGAUGAACGUGAUGUCCGAGUACACUGGCAAGGCGAUCGUGCGCUUGUUCUUCGGUCCGAAGUUCGACAAACUGUUCGAUCUGCAGUACUACAAGAAGUACUUCUACGAGGUGGACCAGUACCUGGUCGAUGUGGUCACCGGCAAGAACUCGAUCGUGCGCAGCUCGCGCGACUACUUCUGGAGCGUCAAGGACCGCACCAUGUACACGGAUCUGUACAAAAAGAUCAUGCUCGCGUACAACGGGCAGGAGAAGUUCUACAUGGACAUGUCGGAGGCUCACUGCGGCUUCCCGGAUCGGCUGAUCCUGCCGAAGGGCUGGACCAGCGGUAUGCCGAUGCAGUUCUACUUCAUCAUCACGCCGUUCAUGGGCACCCACGAGCAGCAGACGGUUGCCGCGUACGACAAAUCGUUCUCGUGCGGAGUCGGUAGCGGAAUGCGCUUCUACGAUACCCUCCCGAUGGGCUAUCCGUUCGAUCGGUACAUCAACUUCAGCUACUUCUACACCAAGAACAUGUACUUCAAGGACGUGCUGAUCUACCACAGCGACGAGUACAAGAUGAACGUUACCUACUAGACACUCCGAUCCGAGCCGUGACAUGUGGCCGACGAUGGGCG